AGCCACUGUCAUGGUAACUCCCUCAUAUCUCAACUUCAUUUGAACUCCCUUCUCACAUAACAACAAGACCCUCUCUCUCUCUCUCUCUCUCUCUCUCUCUCAGGCUCAUACAAAACAAGUCAGGCAAACACUUUCUGUCAUGUGAAUUCUCUCCUUACUAUUCCUAAAUGUCUAGAAAGGCAAGCAAGAGGGCGAGUUUCAGUCCGGACAUGGAUGACAAGCCCACAAUCCUUCUCGGACAUGGUGGAAGUGCCAAACAUGGAAGAAGCAGAAAGAGGGUUGCCUCUACAUGGUCUUUCAGGCUCACCAAGGAAUCGCAAUUCUCGCCGUCAGAGUUUUUCCGGCGUCUCGGAGAUAAGGCAACGAAAGUUCUUAGAUGUGUGUCGAGCAGUAGGUCUUCACGAAAGGUGUCAUCGUCGAUGCCUCAGUUCGUGAGGUCUCGGUCCUUGGCGGACCAGUCGGAAUCCCACAGAGCUGAAGCUAUUGAGGAUUGCAUCAAGUUCUUGAAUUCCUCGUGCUCACUGCGGAGAUCGAAUUCAGUUGCAAGCGCCUGUUGACGCCCCUCUUUAUUUCAGUGGCUAUCUGCUUUUGCGGAGGCAUAUGAUCAUGCAAACGACGCAAGGGAAGCUCGAGAAUUGUGUUGGGUGAUCAUCGAGAAUCGUUGUUCAGAUUAGAAAGAUACAGGUAUAUGCUUUAGGUGCAAUCCAAUUGUGGUCGAACUGUGAAAACCAUGCGUUUAUUCAGCUGGCAGAAACUUGUUAAGGAAAUCAAAUGGAAGUCAUGUAGCACG
Molecule: messenger RNA, 790 nt
Organism: Rhodamnia argentea
Lineage: Eukaryota; Viridiplantae; Streptophyta; Magnoliopsida; Myrtales; Myrtaceae
Exons: 1
Coding region: 168-557 (129 amino acids)
Source: RefSeq, a predicted model, not a curated record